This is a messenger RNA of Ruditapes philippinarum (Manila clam), 2220 nucleotides long. RefSeq lists its product as uncharacterized. The record is from RefSeq and is a predicted model, not a curated record. Bases 393 to 2219 code for a protein of 608 amino acids. The transcript has 2 exons. Lineage: Eukaryota; Metazoa; Mollusca; Bivalvia; Venerida; Veneridae.
AACUGUAUCAUACAGCACAUGUUUAUGGUAACUGUAUCAUACAGCACAUGUUUAUGGUAACUGUAUCAUACAGCACACGUUUAUGGUAACUGUUAUCAUACAGCACAUGUUUAUGGUAACUGUUAUCAUACAGCACAUGUUUAUGGUAACUGUAUCAUACAACACAUGUUUAUGGUAACUGUAUCAUACAGCACAUUUUAGUGGCUUCUUCUAUUUUACAGCACAUAUUCAAUUACAAUGGUUCAAGUCUUGGAAAGUAGGUAUCAAAAUUCUUAUAACUGAUUUGAUUAAACUGUUAAUGUUUCAAUUAUCCUUCAUAUGAAACAAGGCAAGACAGACAGAAGAAAGGAAACAUUUUUCAGAGGUUUUUUGAGAGGAGACGUUAUAACCGGAUGAAAACAAAACUUCAAGGCGACCUGAUAAAAUUCUACAGAAAAAGGUGUAGUUCAAUACCUCUGUCACCGCUUCUUGAAGAAAUAGAGACACAUCUAGCUGGGUUCUACGUCAUGCCAGAUAUAGUCACUGUAAAAAAGAAGUCCCUAACUUGUCAUGAAGAGGAGAGAACACCGAUAAAGUCUUUGAAAGAUCUGUUUUUAACCGGAAGUCGAGAUCAACAAGAAAUUUAUCUAUCAGCUGAUGCAGGCUUUGGAAAAACUGCUUUCUCAAAAUAUAUUGCAGUCACGUGGUGUCAAGCUCAUUGUCGUGAUGAAAACUACGCCAGCUUUAAAGACGACGAGUUAAAAACGUUAUUUGACUUCAAGUUCUUAUUUUUGGUUUUAUUAAGAGACUGUACCUCAGUUUGCAACAUUGACGAAAUGAUUGAACAGCAAAUUACGAGGAAACUUCCUACUUCUGCAACAAUACGUGAAGUGUUACGUAGAGAAAAAUGCUUGAUUAUUUUGGACGGUCUUGAUGAAUGGAGUCACCCUGAUAAUAGCUGUAGCGAAAUAACAGAAAAAAUCCCACAUCGGUACGUACGUGAUAAUUGUGUUAUUCUAACGACAACUCGACCGUGGAAGCUCGGAGUCGCAAAUCUCAAAACAAGUCAAAUAAACAAAAAAGUAGAAUUGGUUCAAUUAAGUGCAGAUUCUACGCGGCAACUUGAAGAAAAUGCUAUAAGAAAAAUGACCGGUGUCCGUGACGAUAGAGUACUGGAGAGUAAAAGACGGGACUUUAAUAAAGUGAUACGUGACCGUCACCUAGAGCACAUGCAAGUGAUUCCACUCCUCCUCAUGUAUAUAGUUUGCCUAUGGUGCAACAACAUUCCUAUAGGAAAUUCAAAACAUGAAAUUUACACCAAUAUCAUUGAAUUUCUAUUAUCAAGAACGUCAAAGAAACACCCGGAAGUUCAACCAUCUCGUGAAUCGUCUGCCAGUGUAAUUCCAGAAUACUUCAAAAGUCGUGAAUUUUGUAAAAAGUUUUACAGUCUUAUAACAUCAUUAGCAGAACUAGCUUACCAAACAUUAUUUAAUGAAAACAGAGAAAACACGCUGGUAUUUGAUAGAACGGUUGCUGAUAUAUAUCUCAAAGCAGACGACAUGAAAUUAAGUCUUCUCUCAGGAAUACUGUCAGAAAGUAGAAGUAAAACUUUAAUUAAAGAAAUUAUUAAAGUAUCGUUUUCUCACAAAACAGUGCAAGAAUUCUUUGCCGCCAUAUUUAUAAGUUCUCUAAGUGACGCUCAGAAAACUGUUGUAGAAAAAUGUAGAACUGUUCAAGAUAUUCUGGACAUGUCAAAAAUGUGUGAAUUUAUAAGUGGAAUGAAUGCUGACUGGAUGUGUGAAAUAUCAAAUGAUUGGAUGUCUAUGAUAAAUGAAGACGAGGAAACACGCGACUAUAGAACUAGGACAGGUUACGAGGACAGGUACAUGAACCCAUUAUAUAACAUACAGGAAAUGUUCAUGUCGUGUUUACAAGAAAUGCCUGAAAGUGAAAAUAUUCAAUUAUGUUUACAAGAUUUCUUCAUUGACUACGACACCAAGCACAGUAAGCUGUUACAACGUUUAUUAAAACAAAAUAAAACCAACAUAAAAUCACUUUAUAUAAACAUGUUGUUUCCUUCCAGCAGUUUACGUGAAAUUAUAGAUUUAUUCUCUCUCACAGAUCUCAGUCAUAUACAGAAACUUUACUAUGAGGGUUACAGCAGGGAGAAGGAGGCUGAGAUAAGCCGAUCUUGUUUCCCAGUUUACAGUACGUUACUUUUGUCGGGGGUACAUGGAUAAA